This is a messenger RNA of Cryphonectria parasitica EP155, 402 nucleotides long. RefSeq lists its product as uncharacterized. The record is from RefSeq and is a predicted model, not a curated record. The transcript has a single exon. The coding region runs from base 1 to 402 and encodes 133 amino acids. Lineage: Eukaryota; Fungi; Ascomycota; Sordariomycetes; Diaporthales; Cryphonectriaceae.
AUGCAUGAUCUUGCCUUCCUAAUUGAGAUAUCGAACAGAAUCAACAAAUCUCGUUCUCAUGCCGAGAAGACUAGACAAAAGGAUUCUCUUCUUUCCUUGGUUCUUCAAAACGCUAUCAUCAUGCCUUCUUGUUCCUUCUAUAAGAGUCAUAGUAUUCAGUCUUGUCAAGUCUCCAUCAAGGAUUCCUCUCGCUGCGCUGAAUGUAUUCGCUUAGGUCGCUCUCGGUGCGAUAUUCAAGGGCUGAGCGCAGCGGAAAUUCGUUGGAUAGGCAUUCAAUACCAACGCCUGGAGAACCAACUCGAGAGUGCUAAGGAGCAGCUGCGCAAUGCUGCUGCAGAGAUAGGAUGUUUGCAGAAGCAGAAGCGUUUGUGGUUUGAGAGGAUGAUAAAAGCUAUUUGUUGA